AUGGAACGCGAUAUAAGUGAAGCCCUCAGUCAGGUUUUGCACGAGAGCGGUUAUGAGUUCGGUGGGGAUAGGAUCGUUGACGACAGCACAACUGUGCAGGUCAAAAACCCUGGAGCUAGACGUACUGGGGAGCAAAUGGAGGUGUUUUACAGUCGAACCACACAUCUUCUCUCUCAACCAAACUCCGAUGAUGAAGAUUUUGCAACCCUAUCCGACUCGGAACUCACAGAACGCUGUAGAGUCGACUCCAUGCGUGGUACAGCUGGUGCUAGUGAUGAUGAAGGACGUAAGCAUAUGGUGCUCAAAUACAGGAGAAGACGAGGUGGACAAUGGAGACAAGUACAACGGAGUGAUAGUCCUGUGCGCAAAGGAGACGAAGACGAGCUGGAG
Molecule: messenger RNA, 390 nt
Organism: Ostertagia ostertagi
Lineage: Eukaryota; Metazoa; Nematoda; Chromadorea; Rhabditida; Trichostrongylidae
Source: the annotation of a GenBank genome assembly